Messenger RNA from Notodromas monacha, 3296 nucleotides. Lineage: Eukaryota; Metazoa; Arthropoda; Ostracoda; Podocopida; Cyprididae. The record is from the annotation of a GenBank genome assembly.
AUGUCCAUCCGCGGAGCUCAACUUUCGGAUAUUGCUUGGACGCCUGUGGUGUAUAACAGGCCGAAUGCAGCUGCAAAACACGCUCCGAAAUUACGGUAUUCGUUGAGCGAGUGCAAGCUUUCUCUUUCCGGAUUUCCGGAUCCACCAAUUCCGGCGAAUCCCCUCGAGAACGUUUGCGCAUGCGCACUGACGGAAGUUGACAGAUUGGUUGAGAGCGAAAUCCAGCGCCGAUUACACCAAGGCUUUUCUUGUUCACCGUGCGAUCUGGAGAUCGGCCAACAUGCGGCUUCCCCGCUUUACGACCCGUGCGACCGGGAUUAUGUGCCUCCACCGAAUAGAUGCGUGCCGAGUGUGAAAAAAAAUGCGCACUUGAUUCCGUGCCUGGAAGUCCGGAAGACGAUCCUCAAGAACAGGAGAGGCGGUGAACCGGCGGCUGAUCAGAGCUUUUCGGCUAGUUUGAAGUCUGCGGAAGAGGCUUUGGCGCUGCAUUAUGGAGAAACCCCAAAUGCUCAGGACCUGAUUCAUGAUAUGUCACUCACUGUUCGUCCAGGUGUCGCUCGCUUGAAACCAGGUGACGCCUUCGUCCACGGGGCAACAAGGGACCGAGUGAGAGCAGAAAUUUCUUUCGAAGACGAGCCAUGGGUUGAUUUCUACGCAUCUCUGGUAUCUGCGAGGACACUGGCAGCAGUCAUAACUUUGUUGGAACAACUUGAUGAAGAUGUCAGGGCACAUGAAGUACUCAAGUACGUCAGUGGACGAACGUACUUGCUACAAGAAAUGCAACUGAUUGAGAAAUUCACUGACGAGGUUAACGAGAAGUUCUUCUUUUGGCUGCGUAAUCUUGAAGACACAUCGACCGAUCCAGGCAUUGUCUCCCAAUUCGACGGCUUCGAAGUUUCCAGAAAGGAAUGGCUUCACCGACUCCGACAGCAGCGGGAACUCGAAGAACUGAUCACCUACCAACUCAACCGUUUGACACCGAUACAAGGCAUGAAGAUGGAAGCGUAUUUUAAGAAGGUCAAGGCUGGGAAAAGAUUGCUUGCAACAUCUAACAAAGCCAGGGACGCCAUUCAAAUGAAGGCUUGUCGAGCUGACCGACUCCAGGAAUUUGUUCAGCUCACGUUUAAAACGAUUGAUGAAGUAGUGAAAUGCUGGGGUUCUCUCGGGUCGGAUUCGGAGCCACCCACAGGAGUGAGCUUGAUCUUGGAAGCCAUGAUCCGCAACGUGACCAAGAAACCAUCGGACAUAUAUUCUGAUCUCAAGACUGUAUUCCAAACACGACGAGUUCCCAUGUUUCGCAAUAUCCAGUCGUUCAUCUGCACGGUGCUGAAUCAGUCGGAGCAAUUGACAACAAGUUUAAAGGAAUUGCACAAAGUUUUGCUAAACACUGUCGACCCCAACGGGAAACAGCCAGGAUCGCUUGGAGACGGAUCCGUCCGCAUGGACAAGCAGGUGACCGCCAUGUUACUACAGCAGAAGGCGGAGAACAUCGGAAUGGAAGCAGAAAUUCUUCGACUGAAAAAGUUCUGGGUUGACAAAGCGAAGACGAUGCGAGUGCAGAAUGAAGCAGUGGAGGAUGCAAUUUAUGCCACCGGGUUGUCAGCCAUCAACUGGUGUGAUUUGAUCGGACAGUUUAAAGCCAGGUUCUUGGGUUACAACCCCAAGAGCGGAUUUCCUGUUGGACUUUCUACCAGGGAAACUGAUGGAAUGGCGAACGCCCAGAGAAAUGCCUUGAAUUCCGCGGAAAUGCAAGAAGCCAGGAUUCAGGCCCCAUUGUACAUCCUGGGCUCCAAAUGGCCAACAAUCGUCAAGUCAAUUAACUGCGCCAUCAAGAAAUUAGCUGCCUACAUCAAAGACGAGACGUUUGAGGAGUUUCUUAUGGACAUCCUGCUGAACGAUUUUUUGGCCGAAGACAAAAAGGAGGCGAUUGACAAAGAGCGUAUGUAUCUCAUCAAGUUGGUCUGCGACUUGGACCUGGAAGUUUUCAACCUCACAAGACACGAUUUACGCAUGUACGCAGUUGACGAUAGAGACUUCGACGGACAAGGUCAGGGUUAUUCGCAGUCACAAAGAACGUUUCAUGGAGACUCAGAUUCGAUUUUUGGUGGACCUAAGAUAAACACUGCAAUCGUCUUUGUGCCUCAAAUGCAGCAAUGGAUAGUGGAAAGAUUCGGAAAGUUCCAUUCGAUCCUGGACGCAGGUUUGAACGUGAUAGUUCCAGUUGCCGACAAGAUUUCGCGAACAAUUUCCCUAAAAGAAAUUGCCAAGCGAAUCCCAUCCCAACCGGUCAUCACAGCAGACAACGUCAUGUUGGACAUUGACGGAAUCUUGUACAUGAAAGUCAGCGACCCGUACAAGGCUUCGUACGGAGUCAAGAACCCCGACUAUGCUAUCGAACAAAUCGCUAUGACAACCAUGAGGUCGGAGAUCGGUAAAAUAACCUUGGAUAACUUGUUCAGGGAAAGGGAGAAUCUAAACACGAAAAUCGUGGAUUCCUUGAGUAACGCAGUGGAUCCAUGGGGUGUUCAGAUCAUGAGAUAUGAAAUUCGAGAUAUUCGGUUGCCGAGCGGGGUUCAAAGGGCCAUGGUAAUGAUCGUGGAGGCGGAACGCAAGAAAAGGGCCGCGAUAUUGGAGUCCCAGGGCAGGAAACAAGCCGAAAUCAAUAUAGCCGAGGGCCACAGAGCAGCCAGGAUCCUCUCAUCAGAGGCUGAUAAACAGGAAGAAAUCAACCGAGCUCAUGGCGACGCAGCUGCAGUGAUUGCGAGGGCGGAAGCUCACGCGAAAUCCUUGGAAAUUCUCGCCGCGAAGCUGGGAAAUCAGACGGGGAUUAACGCCGCAGCUUUGCAAGUAGCAGAGAAUUACGUGGAAGCUUUUCGAAAGCUCGCCAAGGAAAGCAACACCAUGAUCAUUCCUAACAAUCCUGACGACGUUUCAACUGCGGUUGCCAAGGCCAUGACCAUAUACAAGCAAUUCGCUAAGCGUCCCGAAGGAAACAAUCCUUCAUCCGAUGGUCCAUUCCCAACUGCCACCGAGAUCCGAGAAAAAUCUGGGUUUGAUGAAAAAUGAUCACUCGAAAGUUGCGUUCCUCUGGACAAGCCUGUUCAUUCAAGUGCAUUGCCAAGUUUUGUGAAUGCAUUGAACCGACGAAGUUAAUCCGCGAGAAGUUGCUGAAGAACUCUUGGUGGAACUUACUUCAGAACAUUCGUUUUUAUGAUUCUUUGAUAUUGUUCAUAUUUUUGCUCUAUGGAUUUUUCAAAACCAGUCGAAUAAUAAAUGUUGUCCAAAUUUAAAAAAUA